Symbiodinium sp. CCMP2592 is the source of this 336-nucleotide messenger RNA. The record is from the annotation of a GenBank genome assembly. NCBI's taxonomy places the organism in Eukaryota, Dinophyceae, Suessiales, Symbiodiniaceae.
AUGCCCGGCUGGAGCCGCGACGGACAGACGAUGACGGCAUAUGAGAAGCAGACCAUGCAGCACCUAGAACGGUCGAACCGGGAGUUGAAAGAGGAGCUGGAGAAGGAAGAUGAUGCGGACUUCAGAGAAGCAAUCGAGGACAACAUAAAAGUGCUGAAGACAAAGGGGGACCGUCUCCUGAAGAUCGAGGAAAAGAUUCGAGAGCUGUCGCCGCCCUUGGAGAUCCCUCCUGGGCAGGUCCCACUUGCUCAGGAAGGCGGCUAUGCGAUUCCUGCAGGGCAGUUGCCGGCACAGGGGCAGGAUAACGGAGCUAUUCCUGCCGGCUUGGACUUGUGA